AUGCAAAUUCCGGAUGUCGUCUCGGCGGAAGCUGCAGCUCUAUUAGAAGACAUAAAACUUCUCCAAAGCCUAGGUUGCAACAAUGUGAUGCUGAGAAUGGAUAAUAUUGUGGUGGUUGAUGCUCUACGGAUGAAUGAAGGUCAUGCUAUGGUGGCAGCCCCAGUUUUAGAAGAAUGUAGAUUCUUGCUUCGUGAAUUCGGGAAGGUAACUAUUGAGCAUUGUAAUCGAGAGUCAAAUGUAGUUGCUCAUGAGCUAGCUAGUUGGGGAAGUACAAACUCUCCCUCUGUAUGGGUAGACGCACCCCCUGAGUUUAUUGUAAAAUCUCUAGCAAACGAUGUAAGUGUGGUUGAUUAA
This is a messenger RNA of Triticum turgidum subsp. durum (durum wheat), 354 nucleotides long. The record is from the annotation of a GenBank genome assembly. NCBI's taxonomy places the organism in Eukaryota, Viridiplantae, Streptophyta, Magnoliopsida, Poales, Poaceae.